Phaeodactylum tricornutum CCAP 1055/1 is the source of this 1168-nucleotide messenger RNA. RefSeq lists its product with no specific name. The record is from RefSeq and is a predicted model, not a curated record. Bases 1 to 1122 code for a protein of 373 amino acids. The transcript has 2 exons. NCBI's taxonomy places the organism in Eukaryota, Bacillariophyta, Bacillariophyceae, Surirellales, Neidiaceae.
AUGACUUUGAUUGACAUCAGCAAUCAUGCUGCUGUGCCGCUGCGGCCUCUAGAUGGAAAGAAGCAAGAGUCUGACAAAGGUCCUGGUUCCAAGAAUUUUCGGGGUCGCAAGCGUCGGAAUGCUAAAAAAAUUCCUCGAAAUGAUCGAACAGAGUCCAUGAAGAGCAACAAAGCCACGCAAACUGAAAAAGAAAUUGACCUUGCCGAGCUGUUGAGGCAUCACGAUAUUCCAACCGAUUUCAAAGCUGAUUCUCUGUUUUUCAAGCUUGCCACACACAAGCGAAAUGUUACGCUUUGCCGUUUUUGUGACACGGUUUUAGUACGGGCACAGGGCAAAGACACUGCCAAGGCAAGAAGCACCAUGGUGCUGUCAACCUAUUUGAAACACUACGGAGGCUCUCACAGCCACUCCGUCAAGCUGAGCGAACAACGGGAAUCGAUCGUAUUUCUGCGACAGUUUGAACGAGUGCCUAAACGUUCGACCAGCGCCUAUCAAGAGCUCCAGCAAUACGUGACAGCCUAUUUUGAUCUUGACAUGGAUUCGGCUCAAGCACAUUUGGCGAUCGCCAAAGAUUUGGUGAGCAAAGGACCGCAAAAGCCCAUUAUUAAGUUUGGGAAGUUUAUUUCGAAGGCAGAGGCCGUCCGUGAUGAGGUAUUUGUCACUCAGAUCCCAGGAACAGCUGCUUCCAACAAAGAGAAUCAUAGACGCAGGCUAGUUGAUGUGGAAAGCCUUCGUGACAAAAGCAGCAACGCUGCUUACGAGGACCAAUGUGCCGCGAUGAAAGAUACUGUACGGACUGUGUAUCAAACUAAAAGCGAAGAAUCCUUUUUGAAUCAAUCCAUCAAUCUUUCCCUCGAGAACAGCACUUUGGACUGGGAUAUUUCGGGAGAAGACUGGGGGGAAGUUCUUGCCGACCUAGAAUAUUCCGUAGAGAAAUGCAAAGAUGACGAUGUAUACUGCCAUUUGGCCGGCCACUGCGUUAGUACACCUACGGACGACGAAGACCUUAUUGGGCACAAAAAAGCUGCGGAAUAUGGGGAGGCCCCAUCUGAUCCCACCCUAGACGCAAGAGCUCGGGCCGAAGUCUGUUUGGCAGCACUGGCUUUUUUCGGCAUGUACUGAUUGUGCUUGCAAUUACUUUCAAAUCUGUUGGCGUGAAGGAAAAAAA